AACCACAGCUGGUCCAGAGAAAUCCAAGUCUAAACCAUGAAGGACCAAAUCAAGAUCUAAACCAGGACUGAACCAGGACUGUGCCCAGACUAGACCCAGGAUGGGGGCUUAUCCGAGGAGGAGACUGCGCUUCGGUAGAGUCCUGGUUUUCAUAGUCUGUCUGGUCCUGGUUUCGGUCUACAUUUUGUCCCUGAAACUUCAAGACCCGGAUCUAGACCCAGUUCACCUGAGAGUCCGAGAUAUGGACCAGGAUUUGAACCCGGAUCUCAAACAGGACCAGGACCCAGAGCAGUUUUCAAAUGGAGUCUCUAAUCUAAAGAAGAAUAUGGAACAAGUCCAGACCAGUCCUCCUGUGGUGAUCCAAGUGAAUCGGACGGAUAUUCAGACCUGUGUGUAUGUGGACAAACCAGAAGCUACUGACCCUCCUCCCACCAACCGAGCCACCAAGAGUAAAGGCGAGUACCCGGUGGAUCUGUUCUCGCUCGAGCAGAGGCAACAUGGAUGGGUUGUGCUUCACCUUUUUGGGAUGAUCUACAUGUUCGUUGCCUUGGCGAUUGUUUGUGAUGAGUUCUUCGUUCCUGCUUUGGAAGUCAUCACAGAAAAACUAGAAAUCUCUGAUGACGUCGCAGGGGCGACUUUCAUGGCAGCCGGCGGAUCUGCUCCCGAACUCUUCACCUCUCUGAUCGGAGUGUUCAUUGCUCGCUCCAACAUCGGGAUCGGAACCAUCGUCGGAUCAGCCGUUUUUAACAUCCUGUUUGUGAUUGGAAUGUGCGCAAUCUUCUCCCGGGAGAUGCUGCAUUUGACCUGGUGGCCGCUCUUCAGAGACGUGUCCUUCUACAUCCUCGACCUGAUGAUGCUUAUCGUGUUUUUUCUGGACAACGCCAUCCGGUGGUGGGAAAGUGCAUUGCUGGUGUUGGGGUACAUCAGCUAUGUGGCGUUUAUGAAGUUUAAUGCUCAGAUUGAGAAGGCAGUGAAGACUCACUGCAGCAGACACAAGAACACAGUGCAAGUAUGGAGAGCCGACGAGACCAACAAGGUCAGGACUCUACAGAAUAUAAGGACAGAAGAGCAUAACAUCAUAAGAGAGGAGAUAGAGGAGAAGAAGAUGCAGAGGAGAGGGUCAGAUGACCACAUGAUGGAGAAGAGAGGGUCAGAUGGAGCAGAGGAUGCAGAGGUAACCGAAGCCCCUCCCCCUCCCCCUGCUCCUGCCCCUGAACCUGAGCCCAAACCCACAGUUGACCCAGAGCCUCAAAGUCCUAAGAUCAGGCGGACCUCAGACCCUCAGAUGGACCGAAGCAAAAUCAAGACGCGCCCGGCUCUGCAGAGAGGUGGCAGCACUGCGUCGCUCCAUAAUGCUUCAAUGAGAAACACCAUCUUCCAGCUCAUGAUCCACACACUGGACCCAUUGAAUGAGGACUUGUCUUUGAAUGGUGAUGUGAAGACUGGACAGAGGAGAGUGCGGAGCAGAGUGCAGCCCCUGAGCACAGCGUUAGCAGAGACAGAGGAGAACACUGCCUCAGAGGAUGGAGACCAGAACGCUCAGUGUGAUCUUCCUGUACCAGAGCCAUCCACAUCUCACAAAGUCCUAGAGAAAACCACAGAACCACCACACGAGACCAAGAUCCCAGAGGAGAGUGAGCCGAGUUCACGCAGCAGCUGUUCCUCCUGCUCUGAUGAUGAAGAGGAGGAAGAGGAUGGAGAGGCAGAGGAGGAGGAGGAGAUCGCCCCCUUGAGUCUGGACUGGCCCCAGACCUUGUCCAAACAGGUGUCAUACCUGCUCUUGCUGCCCAUCAUCUUCCCCCUGUGGGUGACUCUGCCGGACGUCAGGAAUUCUGCCUCAAAGCGGUACUUUGCCAUGACGUUCGUCGGCUCCAUCUUGUGGAUCGGCAUCUUCUCUUACCUCAUGGUGUGGUGGGCUCAUCAGGUGGGGGAGACGGUAGGCAUUUCGGAGGAGAUCAUGGGGCUAACCAUCCUGGCAGCAGGCACCUCCAUCCCCGACCUUAUCACCAGCGUCAUCGUGGCCCGGAAAGGCCUGGGCGAUAUGGCUGUGUCCAGCUCUGUGGGCAGCAACAUUUUCGACAUCACCGUGGGUCUCCCUGUUCCCUGGCUCCUCUUCUCUCUGACCCACGAUGGAGAGUCGGUGGCGGUCCGGUCUAAUGGUCUGUUCUGUGCCAUCGUUUUGCUUUUCCUCAUGCUGCUCUUCGUGAUCGCCUCCAUCGCUGCGUGUCGUUGGAAGAUGAGCCGCAAACUGGGUUUCACCAUGUUCCUCCUCUACUUCCUGUUCCUUGUGCUCAGCGUUCUACUGCAAAACCGCAUCCUCACCUGCCCCGUGUCUGUUUAA
Molecule: messenger RNA, 2341 nt
Organism: Periophthalmus magnuspinnatus
Lineage: Eukaryota; Metazoa; Chordata; Actinopteri; Gobiiformes; Gobiidae
Product: sodium/potassium/calcium exchanger 2-like
Exons: 12
Coding region: 101-2341 (746 amino acids)
Biological process (GO): intracellular calcium ion homeostasis; long-term synaptic depression; calcium ion transmembrane transport
Cellular component (GO): membrane
Molecular function (GO): calcium channel activity; calcium, potassium:sodium antiporter activity
Source: RefSeq, a predicted model, not a curated record